Messenger RNA from Caenorhabditis auriculariae, 9399 nucleotides. Lineage: Eukaryota; Metazoa; Nematoda; Chromadorea; Rhabditida; Rhabditidae. The record is from the annotation of a GenBank genome assembly.
AUGAAAAUCGAAGCGAAAAUCGCCGCCCGACGACACGCCGGUAUGGCCAUCAGCAGCGAGGAACCGCUAGUUAAGGUUGAUUGUUUAGAAGAUAGUCGAUUUUUCUAUUAUUGAACUCGAAGUGGGCUAUAUUUGGGUGGGACAAGAAAAUUGUACACUUCUUAUACAUUUACAUUGGAAGUCAUUUUUUAAGUUUUUGAGACAUUUUUCCUGCAAUUCACGAAAAAACUCGUGUAUUCUUGGAAUUUGCAUAUUUCGUCAAUUAUUUGAAUCUUAUUACUCACUGAUAGACUUCGAUUUUCGGGAAAAAUGGCAGUUGAAUAGUUUUUUUCCGGUAAUUUGGAGCUUUUUUUCCUAGAUAGAGAACUUUUUUCCACUCAAAGAGCUUCAUCUUCUAUUUAAUUCUGAUAUUUUUUAACGUUUUUCGAAAUGUGAAAUAGGUUUCGGGGAUGUCAGGUUGCUAUCUCUUUCUUUCUCACUCACAAACCUUUUUUUUUUGUUCCGGCUGUCUCGAAUUUCUUGAGAAACUCAUUGUUUAACUUCCAGGUUGUAUCGAGUUCAGUUGGCAAUACUCGAAGGUUUCAAAAAAUGAAAUCAAUUGCGAAAAAAGUUGGAAUUGUAGGGAUUAAUACGUGGCAAUGGAAGUUGAGCUAUUCAAUAUGAAAAUUUAUUCAGGAAAAAAGUUAUGUCAACUAAAUUGUAUGAAAAGCUCUAAAAUUAGCUGUGGAAAUGAGUAAAAACUCAGGAAAUAAGUCUUUUUUUUCAGUCGGAAAGCGUUGCUGAGAUUGACAUUGGCGAUGUGCGGAAAUGCGGCGAGAAGGCUGAUGCGCGUCAGUUCGAACUGCUCAAGGUGCUCGGCCAGGGAUCCUUCGGAAAGGUAUACGUUUUCAGGAAAAAGGGCAACUCAAAAAUGUUAUUCAUAGAAUAAAUGCGAUUAUUUGAACUUUUCUUUUUUUUUAUGCCGUGAUUUGUCGCUUCUGGUCAAAUUUGGACGCUUAAAGUCGAUCAGAGCUGAUCUUCUAAUAGGAAUGAAGCUGCAGCAAUUUUAUUCAAUAGGAAAGACCAAUUUUUUUAUUUUUCAAAGUUAUUUCUAAACUAUCAUUUUUCUUGGCUCUAUAAACCUUGUAAAAAGCCGUUCUCUUUAUGAUUUUCGCAAUCUUUUUUUCUCUAUUUUCACGCCUUUUUCAAGAAAAUUUGAAUCGAAGAAAUAAAAAUGACGUGAAGAAGUCUUUUCGAGGACAGCAGCGUUGAAAAAAAAUUUAUUUGUUGGAGCGUAGUCUAUUCUAUUCAAUUCAGAAUGAAUGAAUGAAGCCGGCCAAUUUCUUUCUUUUCUUCCUCCCACUCUGAAGCCAAUAAAAUAUUUAUUGGCAAAUAUUUAUUCGAAAACUGUGAAUAGAAUGCAAGCUUCAGUUUUUCUUGUUUUGAAAAAGAAAAUGAGUAUUUCAACUCACUUUCCAUCGCAAUUGCGGAAGUCACUGGGAAAUUAUAGCUUUCCGAAUGAAAAUGGAAGUUAGGUAGACGAAAUUGAAUGUUUUGAACGUGAAAACGAAAAUAAUUUUUUGAAAAUUGUGGGUUAUUUUUUUUUCUGUGGUCGUGAAAAGACUUGCUUGGUUUUUUUAUCUUGAGUCCGCGCGCAAGUCGUUUUUUUAGUCGGACGCUAUGAACAAAAAAACCACAAAGGGUUCUAGGCACCAUUUCUGGAUUUAAAAAAAUAGACGAAUCUUGGGAAUAAAAAUUAUAAAAAUCAAAAAUAACAUGUGGAGAAACGGAACUCUGAAAAAUAUCUUUUUUAAAACAAUUUUUCCAGGUUUUCCUGGUCCGAAAGAUUCGCGGACGCGACGCCGGCCACGUCUACGCGAUGAAGGUCCUGAAAAAGGCGACGCUGAAAGUUCGCGACCGGUUGAGGACGAAAAUGGAGCGAAACAUCCUCGCCCACAUCUCCCAUCCGUUCAUCGUCAAGCUUCAUUAUGGUAAACAACUGGGUUUUAUAACGAAAAGAGUUUUGUACUAGGAAUGAUGGUUGUUGAGAAAAAAAUAGCCGCUUCAGAAAACUUGUUGGCGAAUUUGCUUCAAAUAGUGAACUCAGAUAGCUUUCAUGCUCUAUUUAUAAUCAGAUAACACUUAUUUUUGAACUAAUUGUCAAUUUUUUCUUCCUAGAUUCAUAAUUUAUGGUACCACAAAAAAUCGAAGAUGGUCUAAUUUUUUUUCAUCAAAAUGAAAUUGAAAAAGCCCUUCCGUUCCCACAAAUACUUAUUAAUGCGAGAACCCGCUGCGCCGCCGACUAUUCAAUCACAUUACAUCCCAUUUCCAUUUCCUGCCCAACAUCCAACGAAAUUCAUUGAUUCGCCUUGGGAACAUUGAAAAUCGAAACCCGAAAUAUUGAACAUGCUAUUUUUUGGGCUGAAAAAAAUAGACGAACAAGGGAGUAUUAUGCGCUCCGUCGCUAGUUAGAAACGAAUACUUUUUUUAAAACAGCUGUUUUUUUGAAAGCUGUUUCUCUAGGCUUGAAAGAUGCAAUUGAUGAACGGAAAUGAGAAACAAACAGAGAAACAAAUUUGCUCUAUUGAGGAAAUUUUCAAUUUGAGCAAACCUGAUUAGCUCCUGGAUUUUCCAGACUUUCUCUGAAAAAAAUUAAAGAACUUUCCAGCAUUCCAAACCGAAGGAAAGCUCUACCUGAUUUUGGACUUUUUGCGUGGCGGCGAUCUUUUCACUAGACUUUCUACGGAGGUUUUGCUCAAGAAUCCACUUUAGGUAAUAGACAUCGGAAUUUUCCAGGUAAUGUUCACGGAAGACGACGUCAAGUUCUACCUGGCCGAACUGACAUUGGCAUUGGAGCAUUUGCACUUUCUGGGCAUCGUUUAUAGGGAUUUGAAGCCGGAGAAGUUGGUUUCAGUGAUAUAAUCAGGAAAAAUGAAGUGGUAGCACCAUUUUAAAUGCUUUCUUGAAGGCAGCGUUGAUUUUCUGUUUUUUUUUACGGAAAAAAUGCUUGUUCAUAGGAUUUUCUUCGGAGAUUUUUUUUUCAAUUUCUAUGUACAUUUUCCAAGUUUACGAUCACUUGGAAAUGAUCUAAUCUGCGUGUUUUCGAAGGAAAAUUUCGAAGUAAACGCGUUUUUUUUUGUCCUGAGCGAUUUUUGAUCCAUUAUGCGAAGGUCCGAGGUCCGAUCAAUUAUUGAGAGAACACAUGAUCCGUUUUCCCUCUUGUCUAGAGCUUUUUUCUCAUGUUUCCUAUCUCUUUUUUGAUGUUGUUGUUUGGAGGAAAUUUUAGAGGGUCAGUUAGUGAUAAAACAAAGUAAUGGAUUUUUUAAAACAGUUGUUCUAAUACGCGAAAUCAGCUAGAUUCCGUAAAGAUUGAAAUUUUUUCAUUUCUGGAGUAUAGAAUCGAGAAACGUUUCCCUUCACCUCCUUCUAAAAAAAGGAAGCAAAAAAGAGCAAAUAAAAGCGGCAGAAGACGUGCGAUGACGUCAUCUCACGAGGCGACCCCAAAAAAGCACGAAAAUCUUUUUUUUUUCAGUUGACAUCAUUCCUUCUCUCAAAAAUACGAACACUUUGUAAUUAAUAUAAGCUGAAAAACACUCCCAUUGUGCUGGAAUGGCAAAUGUCAAUGAGAGAGAUAAAUUUGGCUCGCCGACAUUUCCGGCAAAUGACGUGUUGAAAAAUAUGGGCACGAAAUUGUUCUUUGAAUUAAAGUAUAUUCAUGUCCAAUUCUGGAACUUUUUUUCUCAGAAAAAAUUUUCUGGUAAUUGAUAUCGAUUCAAGUGGAACAAAAAUGGGCUUCACGAGUUUAAUUUUGUCCCAAGUUUCAAGGAAAAGGGUACAGUUCUUCCAAAGUGUGAAGAAAAAAAACAGUCCGAACUUCUCACAUCUCAAGGGACCUCUCUACGGCUCUUUGUGAGGACAUUUAAAAAAGCUUUCAUUUCCUGGGUUCUCUCUGAAACGAUUUGAAAUCCAAAACGCUCGAAUGACCACUUCAAAGACUCUCAAUGAGCUAAAACAUUCUUUGAAUCUUCUUGAGUGCCUGACCUGCCCAAGAAUUAGCAGGAGUUAACAAGUUUUUUCGGAAGUUCAGAGGAACAUAAGGAGCUUUGCAGCAUCCUCCUCGAUUCGGAUGGCCACAUCAAGGUCACCGACUUUGGACUCAGCAAGGAGGCGAUCGAUAGCGAGAAGAAGACCUACAGCUUCUGUGGUACAUUGAUAAUAUUCUUGUCCGAUGAAAGGGAAAGUUUUUCAGGAACAGUCGAGUACAUGGCGCCCGAAGUGAUCAACCGCCGCGGGCACUCGAUGGCCGCCGACUUCUGGUCUCUCGGCGUCCUGAUGGUGCGUUCCUUUUUCAAAAAAUGUAGCGCAAUAAGUUGUGUAAUUGUAUACAUUCCGAAGGGUCACAAGUUCGAUCCUCGCCCAGAUCCCAUCAAGGGGUUGAGAAAUGCUGGUAGUGGCAGUGGGAAACCACAGAUAUAUAAUCAUGAGAGGUACAAAGGCUUCCCAUGAACACGUGUUUCAUUCUGAUAGUUUGUUCUGUUCUUUUUUCCUGUUUGCGAACUUUGCAAGAAAAAAACCUUGCACAAGACUUUGCUUACGUAGAAACUUUGUUCAAACGGGCUCCGAUUACUGAUAUCGGCUUGCAGGAAGAGAUCCUUGGUGGUUUUUGGAAAAUUCAAGGGUUAUAGGACAAACAAUAGUUUUGAGGAACAACUUCAUGACAACUUGAUACAAAGCAAUCUGUUGGAAGGGGUCUUUGAAAAAAAUAGCCAUGAUUUCGAAAAUUAGCUUUUGCCAUGACAGCCGUAGAAAACGCUUGCUGGAACCGUCUUGAGAAAUGCAUGCAAUGAAAAAUGGUCAUAAUUCAGUCUCUCUGCUGAAAAAAAACCGAGAAGAAAUGGCCGUUUUUAGCUAUAUUCACGGUUAGACCUCUAAAUUUUAUUGAUUAUAGAUUAUUUUAUACAUUUUUUUAAAAAGGAAGAAAAAAUCGUCUUGAGAAAUAUUUAAGUCCCAAGAAAAGAGCUUUUGUCGGCUUUUUUUCAAAUAAAAGUGUUAAAUUUCUGGUUCUAUCCUUUUUUUUCAGUUUGAAAUGCUCACCGGACAUUUGCCGUUCCAAGGCCACGAUCGCAAAGAUACGAUGUCGCAAAUUUUGAAGUGAGUUUGGGUGGAAAUCAUAUUUCGACCUACAAGUACAUUUUUCCAAACGAUAUUUAACUUUUAAAUGCCUUGUGACCUUUGCCCUAGUGACUAGAGCGUUUUAAAAGAGAAAAAAAAAGAUGGAAAAGGUUGGUCGUUCUAUCAGCUGCACGUGUCCUGCACAUCCAGCGACAGUUGUUUCAAGUUUCAAACAAUUCUUUUCUUUCUCGGAGAUCUUUCGAGGGCUUUGUGAGGAGUUUGAGGUCAUUUUCGUGCGGUUUUCAUUGAAUUUGAGCUCGAGAAAUGAUAAAAUUCCGGAGCAUUUCAGAUCGAAGCUAACGAUGCCGCACUUCUUGUCCUCUGAAGCCCAAUCUCUUCUCCGCGCCCUGUUCAAAAGAAACGCUCAGAAUAGACUAGGAGCUGGACCAGAAGGCGUCGAAGUUUGAGCUUCUCCUUGUUUCCGAAAUAGCCAUUGACUUGAAGGAGAUCAAGCGCCACCCCUUCUUCGCCAACAUCAACUUCGUCAAGCUCCUCAACAAGGAGAUCGACCCGCCUUUCAAGCCGGCCUUGGCCACCAUCGACUGCACCAACUACUUCGAUCCCGAGUUCACGAAGAGGACUCCGAAGGGUGAGUUCGAGGAAAGAGCUGGACUACGUUAUUGGAGCAGAGAUAGUGCUUGAAGGGAAGAAGAGUUAUAGAUUGAAGUUUCUCAAUAAUCACAACAACAAGAGAUGCAAUUAUUGCAAUCAAUUAUUUGAAAAAAAAAGUUAUGGCUAGGAUUAUGUACUUACUUUACUUACUUUGAUACUUUGAUGGUCCAUCUUCGCUGAUGUUCUCAGCGUGGACCACACGUUCUCCAGGCGGCUCGGUCUUGCGCGACAGUCAUCCAGUGGCGGCCUGGAUUAUGUAUCAAAACAAAACGAACUUUAAAAUUUACGAGAAAUAUCCCACUCUAAAAAGCUGAUUUCAACCAGUAUCAUAGAUUGUUUGGUUUUGAGAUUGGAAUUCAGUUUGCCUAAGGCUAAAUAAGUCAUUCGAAUUUUUUCGAGUUUUAGUUCUAGCCACUUUUUUUUCUAGGUUUUAGCGACCGCUAAUUUUAUUACACCAACGAAAAGCCCCUUGAUAUGGUUUCCGGGCGGAAGUUCUUUCUUACUUUAGUUCGCCUUGAAAUGGAACUACAUUUAAGUUGAAGAAAAAAAGAAGAAAAAAAGUGAAAUUUGUCAAUGGAAGAGAGAGAAAAAAACAUCGCAUUUCAGCUUUUAUUAGAGUUUUAAGGUCUUAAAAACACCAAAACCUUUUUUUUCCUUAUUUAGUGAUGAAAAGAAAUUUGCUCUCAAACUUCAUCAGUCCAGAGCCGCAGUUUUUCUCAACUUAUGAAGUCUUUUGGACAACUUUUUUUGGAGUUUUAAACGAAUAUUUUUUGCCUUUUGCUUGAGAAUACCUAGUCAACAGUUGAUUUCUUUUUUCAAUGAAGAGAAAAAACGUUUUUUUUCCCAAUCCCAUACUAAAAACAGAUAUUUUCAAAAAUCCGUUGGAGCUAUCGGCUUUUUUUCAGACUCCCCAGCGGUUCCCCCAUCCGCCGCAGACCACGAGAUCUUCCGCGGCUUCUCCUUCGUUUCUUCGGCGGUGGUUGAUCUGAAAAAUGGGAAGAAGGACGAGAAGAGCAUCCGAACCAUUCCCAAGGCCAAAACCCACCCUUUCACCGAAGAUUAUAAGAUUAUGGAGGUGUGGCUCUGAAAAAAACUCGAUUUCCAAUAAUACGUUCCAGGAAAUUGGCCGAGGGGCCUAUUCUAGAGUUUAUCGGUGUCAAAUGCUGGCCACCAGGAGGGAAUAUGCUGUCAAGGUGAAUAUAAUGAAUACGAUCUUUGAAGAAGAAGAUAAAUUUCCAGGUGGUCGAGAAAGCUUCUUUCGACGCCAGCGAAGAAGUCGAUAUCCUCAUGCGUCAUUCUCAUCAGCAGUACAUUGUCAAGGUGCUUUAUAAAAAAAAAAGAGAACAAUUAUGAGUUCUGAAUAAGUCCGUGAUGAAGUGGCUUACAAAACUGUCGAAAAAAGGAAUAAAGUCAACUUUUGAUCUUAGGGAGAGAGUUUUGACAAAGUUAAAGUUGUUUUUGAAAAGGUCUGCCUUAUGGUUCUGAAGAGUUCGGAUUCAAAAAGAACGCCUGUUUUUUUCCCAACUCAGCCUAAACCCAAAUGGCGCAAAAACAAGUCUGCGCCUUAUCUCACUUUUUUGAACUGCUAAAAUUUCAAUAACUUGAACAAGAUUUUCUUUUUAAAGUUUAGGAAAGGUUCCCGCCAGAAAAAAAUGUUUAAAGCUUUUCAGACGUUUUUUGACGCCAAAAUCGACAGAAAUUCAGGCUCUGAAGAGACUCGAUAAAAUUUCAAUUUUCACUCAAUUUUACAAUUUUUUUGAAGCAUUUUUUAAUAAGUUGCUGACAGAUUCAAGCUUGAAAAAACCAAUUUCGAAACAAGUUUUAGUUGCCUUUUUUCAGAUUUUUGACGUUUAUGAAAGCGAUACGACGGUCUACAUUGUCGAGGAGCUGUGCCGCGGAGGAGAACUUUUGGAUCGGUAAUAGGCCUCGGAUAUCAAAAAAUACACGUUUUUCCAGGAUACUCGACAAAAACAAGGUGGCAACUGAACGCGAAGCCGCGGCGAUCAUGGCGAACCUGGCGACGGCCGUCCAGUAUCUGCACUCGCAACAGGUACGUUUCCGUCUUUAAAUUUCGCGGUGAUGCUCCAGCCGUUUGGGCCAAUUAUCGGAUUUCCCAGGGAAAAGGACUUUCUCAGGGUUAAUUUUGUAAACAAAUUCGACUCAGGGACUGGGAUUGAAUUAAAAAGCGUUUUGAAAGGGGCUUUGUUCUGAAAAAAUCUUAUUAAAAAGCAAAAGAAUGUGUGCAACGUUUGGAAUCCCAGGUUGUCCACCGCGAUCUGACCGCCUCCAACAUCAUGUUCUCGUCGGAGCUGAGCGAUCCGGACGGCGUUCGGAUCGUCGAUUUCGGGUUCGCCAAGCAGUCCCGAGCUGAGAACGGCAUGCUCAUGACGCCUUGCUACACGGCCCAGUUUGUGAGGAAUCUCUAUUCAUUUCCGUCAAUCUAUCGUUCGGCUGUUAUAGAUAAAAUCUCAGCAAAGUUUCUUCAUAUUUCAUGUGCAACUUCCUUUCUUACUUAGUUUCACAAACUCUCAUUCGUGAACUUUACACAAUGUCAUGCUCUUCUCAGGUGGCGCCGGAAGUGCUGCGUCGCCAGGGCUACGAUCGGUCGUGCGACGUCUGGUCCCUCGGCGUCCUGCUCCACACGAUGCUCUCCGGAGGAACUCCCUUCGCGAUGGGUCCUCACGACACGGCCGAGGAGAUCCUGAAGCGCGUCGGCGAUGGUCGCGUCCGCAUGGAGGCUCCUGCCUGGGCCACCAUUUCCGACUCAGCCAAGGUCUGCACUGAAAAUCAGAAAAAGCUAGAAGAGCUGUUCCUGAGAAGAUCUUCUGAAGCCGUCUGAAGUUCACAAGGCUCAAUUUCGGGAGAAAAAGACUUUGUAUUUUGCUAAAAAUUUUCUCCUCAUCCCUAACUCAUGAUUUUACAAGUCUUUGGGAAAUUGAGCAUGACAUAAAAAACGAAGGAAGGUUACUGUCAAAACAAUUUUGAUGAAAUAUCAAUUGGAAGAUUCUCUCACUCGAUGGCACAGAAAUCCCAACAAAAAUUGACUUUUUUUUAGGCGAAAAUCAAUUUUUUUUAAUGGAUUAUUUUUGCUGCAGAGUCCUGAGAGUUCUUUCAAAUUUCUUCGCUUACGUAUAUUUCUAUUGUUGUUUUGAGAAUUUUUAAGAGAACAAAUUUUUUGUAAAAAUUGAAAUUAUCAAGAAAAAAAAACAUUUUCCAGGAUCUGGUCCGAAAAUUGCUUGACGUGGACCCGAACCGACGUCUCACCGCCAAGCAGAUCCUGCAGCAUCCCUGGAUUCAGCGCCGCGACGUCCUCUCCGACAACGCGAAUCCAAAAGAUCAUUUCGAGAUGUCCGAAGUCAAGGUAAAAGGGAAACAUAAAUGAAAACGGGAACUUUAGUUUAUUUCAUGAAAUUUAGUUCUUCAAAUAUUUUUUUUACAAGAAAUACUCAUUUCGAAGAACAUUUUUGCUUAGUUGGAGCUCAAAAAUUGAUUUUGUAGAAAGCCCUGAAGCAGACCUACCGAGCCUUGAACUGUGUCCCGUCGGUGUCCCUCUGCCCGGUCAACGCCUCGGCUUUGGCCAAACGACGCCUUCAUCAGAACGUUCUGCAGUCGAACAACGUCAUCAACAACUCUUGA